AUGCGUCUUAUUACACAUACACAUACAAUAUUUAAACCUUAUGCCCGUUAUUGGUUAACAUUAAUAAUUCAUAUGUGUAAUCAAAUGUUUGAAAAAUCUUCAGAAGGUUUAAAUACAUUUCUUAUUGAUACAAUUGUUAUAUUAUUAUCAUGGAAUACAAUCGCUAUACCAAGUGAACUUGAUAGAACAUCAGUACAACGUCUUUUAGAAUAUUUAUUUCUUAAUUGUACACAUAAAAAUUCUCUUGUUAUGAAAUCAAAUUUAGAUUUAAUUAAAAAAUUAAUUGAAUUAUGGAAUGAACGCAUAUAUUCACCAACAUUAAUUCUAUAUAAAUUAAUAUCUGAUCAAGAUAUUAAAUCAAAAUAUAAUGCUAUAGGUUUAUCGUUAAUUGGAAUAUUAUUAGCUAAUAAUAUAUUACCUUAUAAUGAAAUAAAUGAUUUAACUAAAGAUAAAUUUAAUGAAAUAUUAUUAAAAAAUAUGAAAAAUUCUUUUCGAAAUAGUUAUGCAGCAGCUGCAGAAGUUGUUGGAAUGUUAUUAAAUGUUAAAAAAUUAAAAUGUCAAUCAAAUGAACGUU
This is a messenger RNA of Rotaria sp. Silwood2, 574 nucleotides long. Lineage: Eukaryota; Metazoa; Rotifera; Eurotatoria; Philodinida; Philodinidae. The record is from the annotation of a GenBank genome assembly.